Myotis davidii is the source of this 3504-nucleotide messenger RNA. RefSeq names its product gremlin 1, DAN family BMP antagonist (gene GREM1). The transcript has 2 exons. The coding region runs from base 124 to 678 and encodes 184 amino acids. Lineage: Eukaryota; Metazoa; Chordata; Mammalia; Chiroptera; Vespertilionidae. Gene Ontology annotation, biological process: animal organ morphogenesis. The record is from RefSeq and is a predicted model, not a curated record. Gene Ontology annotation, molecular function: BMP binding; receptor ligand activity.
UUGGAGGGGGAAGAAGGGGGGCAUAGGAACUUGAAGGGGUGGAUUUUUCAAAGCAAUGAGGGGGAGAUCUUAAGAAAACUACAGAUUAUCAUCUCCUCCCUGGCACACCCAAGUCUACAACACAUGAGCCGCACCGCCUACACUGUGGGAGCCCUGCUUCUCCUCUUGGGGACCCUGCUGCCAGCUGCUGAAGGGAAAAAGAAUGGGUCCCAAGGUGCCAUCCCCCCACCAGACAAGGCCCAGCACAAUGACUCAGAGCAAACUCAGUCUCCCCAGCAGCCUGGCUCCAGGAACCGGGGGCGGGGCCAAGGGCGAGGCACGGCCAUGCCAGGGGAGGAGGUGCUGGAGUCCAGCCAGGAGGCCCUGCAUGUGACCGAGCGCAAAUACCUGAAGCGAGACUGGUGCAAAACCCAGCCGCUCAAGCAGACCAUCCAUGAGGAGGGCUGCAACAGCCGCACCAUCAUCAACCGCUUCUGCUACGGCCAGUGCAACUCCUUCUACAUCCCCAGGCACAUCCGGAAGGAGGAAGGCUCCUUCCAGUCCUGCUCCUUCUGCAAGCCCAAGAAAUUCACCACCAUGAUGGUCACACUCAACUGCCCUGAACUACAGCCUCCCACCAAGAAGAAGAGGGUGACGCGUGUGAAGCAGUGCCGUUGCAUCUCCAUCGAUUUGGAUUAAGCCAGGACACCCUGCCUGCCCUAGGGAUGCAGCCCCAGGCAGUCCCAGAGCCAGACCUAAAACAACCUGAUUUGAACUUGGCUUAAAUCUAGAGACAAGAAGAACCACCAGCUGCCUCCUGACGGGCACCUGCUAGUGCGUAGUUUGUGUGCAUGCGUCUGCAUGGGUGCCUGUGGCUGUCUGCAGACACCAGAGGAAACAUAGUCUUUGCUGGAGGGCACUUCCUAUCACCUAAAUGAAUCUGCUUCCACAGAGGACGGCCCAGAAAGCCCACACCACCCCCGGCAUUUUCAAAGGUGCAGGUCUGAGCUCCCGUUCUGCCUUUGUCUUCUAUGUGCCCUCCUGGGGACUCUCCCUUUAGAAUGAAUGUUGUUGGAAGAGGCCACUCUUGAGGGCAGGAGACCUGUGUUAGUGCUGUAUUAGACUUGGAAGGGGUAUUUCAACCUGUGCUUGCUUCCUGCCUUCCUCCUCCCUUCCAUAGUCAACCCCUUUGUAGGAUCUCAGUGACUGUUUCAAUCUAAUCUCCUGUUUGCCAAGGGUCUGCCUCUGCUGGGUGUCCCUGACAGUGAAGAACCAGAGGAGAGCAUGGAGGGCCUGCUCCAUUCUAGCUGGAAGAAUCUUUGGUUAUAGCCAUUGAGAGAAGUUUGAGCUGGAGAGCAGGACAGAGUGAGGAAGUAAGGAGGUUGCUUCUGGCUAAGGAGUAGUUCAAUGCCUGGGAGGAGAUGUGACCUUCCCUUCUUCCUUUGCCCCGUGAGAGCCUAGUGGGAAGCCCCGGUAAGAAAUCCGAGCAUUUGGGUUCAUUAGCUGUCAUGGUAACAUUGGUGGGAUUCAUGGAACAUUGUAACUCUUGAGAGUAUACUGGUAGAGGCUGUCCUCUGAUUAAAAUUAAACUUGGGCUACUUCUCAAUAGCUACUUAAGAUUUGUGUAAUGGCCAAAGUGUGGUGUGGGUGAACCUUACUGCAUUUUGGGUUUGGCUAACCUGUUCCCUUCAAGUCUGAGGUUUUAAAAGUAAACGGCACCCCGCCCCCCAACACUUUUUUUUUUUUGUCUUGUAUCAUCUCAGCCUCACCACCCAAGUCAUGUGUAACAUGGGAAACCAAUACCAUAGACUCGUGUUUCAGUUGCCCAUCAAGGCUCCAGCAUUCAAAGGCCCAUUGUAACUAAAGAGGCUGUUUUUAUUUUAUUUUUGUUUUGGUUCAGUGUUCUCCCAUUUAACAACUAAACAAGAACCAUACUUUGCAGCAGAAGUUAUUUUGAACACCCAAAAUGUUGGGUCUAAUUUUAAAACCUUUAAACUCACUACUGAUGAUCCUACUACACUAGGUGAAUUUGUGCAUUUCUUAUACACUCUAUGCCCCUGCCCUAAAUCUUUCUAGCAUUCACAUCCUCCAGCAAUAAACCACAGAAUGGAUUUAAUUAAGCACACAAAUGCUAAGCCAGAAUUUUUGAGGGUGGGGGAAAGGAAGAGAAAGGGAAAGGAACUAAAAAUGUAAAACCAUACUCGAGGAAAAAUGACAUUCAGAACCAGCGUCACUGAAUUUCUCUUGGUUUAACUGUGCCAUCAGCAUGCAGUUGUGUUAAAAGAGGCGACUUAAAUUGGCAGCAGUAAUCUUUUAGUAGCUUGUACCACUUCUUGCAUGUAAGUUGAAUUUGGCUUAAGUAAAGAGAAUUUCCUCAAAAUGAACUUCACUGGGAUAAUCAGCAGCAUAACUGCCCUAAAAACACAGCCUCGCCAAAGAGGGAACCGUCUGCUUUUCUUACUGUGCCUAUAUUAAACUCUCACAAGUACGGGUGUGUCUCCCAACAUGUAUUAAAAGUGCCAUAUCUGUUACAUAGUGUAUUGGAGUCACCAAUGAUGUACUGAUAUGUUUUUUCAUUACUAUAGUAGAAUUUUUUUUAAGUGGCAACUAUUUGCAAUCUCAAUCUUUCCUAUUAAAAUAAUGCCAAACACCACAUAUGAAUUUUAUGAUGUACACUUUGUGCUUGGCAUUGAACGAGAAAAACACACAUCCUGCAAGUCUGUAAGUUGUUUUUGUUGUUGUUGUUCUUGUAGUUCUUCAAAGUUUAAAAUGUAAGUGAAAAAUCUGGAGGAAAGGAUAAUUUCCACUGUGUGGAAUGUGAAUAGUUAAACAAAAAGUUAUGGUUAUUUAAUGUAAUUAUUAAUUCAAAUCCUUGGGUCACUGUGAUUUCAAGCAUUUUUUUUCUCCUUUAUUUGACUUCCUUUGAGUUGAGCGAAGAAGAGGCAGGCACAUUGUAUGCUGUCGGAGGCUUUUAUCAGGUCAGCGGGAAAUAAGAUCUUGACACAUCUGAACAUGCAUUACAGAGUCCAGACCUGAGCUUUUAUUUUUUUAAAUUGAAUGUUCCUUAAAGGUUAACAUUUAUGAGGCAAUAUUAAGAAUCAUUUUGAAUGUUAUUUUGGAAGACUUAUGAUGUGUGUGUACAAAUAGUGGAUAAUAAUGAAUAGUUCGCAAGUCCUUUUAAGGAGAAAAUCUAAAAUGAAAAAUGUGUGUGCAGAACAUUUAUAAGUGACAAGUUAAUGCUUAAGAGUGAAAGUAGUUCUAUUGAUUUAUCAUUCUCAAGAUAUUUAAUAUCAACUGCAUUGUGUAUUAUGUCUGCUUUAAUCAUUUAAAAACAACAGAGGAUUAUAUAGACUAUGAUUAAGGUACUUUGCUGUGUAUGCAGAGGAGAGGGAAUUUGAUAGUAUCAUGAAAGUUAAUUUGGUUUUAAGCAAAGUUUUAUGAAUCUGCAACUAGAAUGUAAUUUUACCCAAAUUAUGUUCUAUAUAACCUUUCCCAAAGAGCAAUAAAUAGAACCUCUUCUCUCUC